AGAAAAAUCAGACAGUAGGGGAGAGACGUGAAUCAAACUAGCAACGAGACUGCUCGAUUAAACUGUAUGAAAGGCAGAUGAAAUGAGCUCACGGGAGCAUCUUUCUCUGCCUCUCGUGGUAAACUUUGGACUCCGUGUGAGGAUUCGUUGACCGUGACAGGUUGUAAAGAAGGAAUUCCAUCACUAUUUUUAAAGUCACACGCGGAUCUGGGGGCUGAGCACACAGACCAUUUGGCUCGUGGAACACCACAUUGAAAGUGGUUUAGCCUAUGUGGAUUGUUGUACCGCUCUACCUGCUUGUAGUGCUCCAGCAUACCCAAAACAUUUGGACACAACACGGUUCGUGCGGUCGUGCUCAUUGGUACGAUAUUACUUUGUUUUCAAAUGAUAUUUUCAGUGAAUUUCCCAUCAGUGGAAAAGCCUACGGCAAUACUUUCUAAUCCGACUGUAUGGAACAAUUCUUUGUUUUAACAAAUUAUGUUCUCUGCCUAAAGCUAUUGUUUAUGGUGACCACUUGUGAGCCAGGCAUGUCAAUAUGGACGAGUAACAUCGAUGGCGAAAUGACAUCGGGGAUUUAAUAGCUGUCACCGCAGCCACUGAAAUCAUAUCCUGCAAAUAUUGGCAGGUGUCAAAUUCACCUGGAUAUCAGCCUACUUCUUUUCACUGACCCUUUUCAACAGACGGGUUUAUUGGAUAUAGCACAGUGACCGCAUAUCUUCCAUAUUCCCUAAAGGAAAUAAUAGGAUUUCGAACUGCAUACAGUUUAUUGGGAUUGAGUCAUGGAUUACAACAUUUGCAUUGUCCAUUCUUCGUGUGUUCUCGAUGCUUAGACCGAAUUAUUUGCGAACAGAUUUGGUGAUUUUCAUUUGUAUUUAACAAUGAGAUUUCAAAUCCGUUUGGGAAAGUAAUUUUAGGUGAAGUGUUCUGUUCUGCAUUCUCUACAUUACUUACAACACCCAAACAUGACAAGCACCGGCCCCGUUAUCGUGUUUGAGUGGUUGAAGACCCUCCAGCUCUCUAUGUAUGUGGAGUCCUUCGUGGAUAACGGCUACGAUGAUCUGGAAGUUUGCAAACAAAUUGGAGACCCCGACCUGGAUGCUAUCGGUGUAUACAUACCGCACCACCGGCAACGGAUCCAUGACGCGGUGAAAAGGCUGAAAGACGAGGAUAAGGAAACGGCGGCGGGGCUGUAUUUUACGCUUGAGCCAAUGCCCCCCGCGUCUGAAAUGUACACCAGUCAUCUGGUGGACCAGUACGAUUCCAAACUGCGGGCGUCCAAGUCUUGGACCGAAUCGAACAGUGACCGGGUGGUGGGGAAAGGGGGCGCGUAUCUGGGCGCACAGAGGAACCUGACGCUUGGCAAGCGGAGGGAGUUGGUGAUUUAUCCCAAAUUGAAGCUGAAGAUCAUGAUUAGAGAUAAACUAAUCAAAGAUGGAGUCAACCUCGCCUGGCCGCCAUACUCAAACAAGGAUGGUUCUCUGGGGAACAUUGAUGACCUGGCCCAGGAGUACUCAGACUACUACAACACCUCAUUCAGUGACGUAAGUGACCGCAUGGAGGAGCUACGCAAGAGACGUGUGUCCCAGGACCUCGACAUGGAGAAUGUUGACACAAGCGCCACCUCCCUGCAGCUUCGCUCAGAGAUCCAAGAGUCCCUUGGCUUCAGCAGUGAGGUGUCCACUCCAGAGACAGAGAGAAAGAUGUCUCUGCAGAAGUCCAGCUCUGAAGACGGAGGUAAAUGGGACAAUAAGAAGAAGAACAAAUCCUUCUGGCAGAAUUUUCGCAAGACGUCGCAGAAGGGAGUCAUGCGGCAGACUUCGAAAGGAGAGGACAUAGGCUACUUGGCCAGUGAGAUCACCAUGAGUGACGAAGAGCGCAUCCAGCUGAUGAUGAUGGUGAAGGAGAAGAUGAUCACUGUUGAAGAGGCUUUAGCUCGGCUGAAGGAGUAUGAGAGCCACAGCCGACAGUCCAGCAGUACUGACACUGUAGAGUGGACUGACGGAUCCUGUCCCAAUCUAAACCAGUCCUCUAACUGCAACUCUCGGGAGCAGUCUGAUGAUGAGCAGUCAGAGGACUCUGUGAAGUUCAAACGGCUCCACAAGCUGGUCAACUCUACCCGCCGCGUCAGGAAGAAACUCAUCAAGGUGGAAGAGGGGAAGAAACCCAUCUCGGAAGAUUCUUUGAGACUGGAGGUGUCUUCUACCUGUGAGGACAACACAGCCCUGUACACAGGGGUCCUGAAGAAGUCCAGCCUGCCCCAGGAUGCCUCCCUGACCCAGGACCAGCUCUCUCUGGACGGGGACACAGACAGCCUGACCACCUCCCCUUCUUCCAGCAGCCUGGACACCACCUGGUCCGGACACAAGCUGGUCAAGACCUUUUCUAAGUCCAGCAGCACCCACGGCCUCAUCCGACCCCCCAGGAGAGUCCCUGCUGGGUCUGGGCGUCUGGGGGCCGUCGGGGUGGAAGGUAGUGGAUCCUCCUUCUCGGAGCUGGACGGCUGUGGAGCCGAGGAAGACGAGAAGGUGUCGUGCUCCAUGACGGAGGGCGAGAUGAGGAAAGCCAUGACCUCUCUCUCCCACGGGAGGACGUGUAGUUUCGGAGGGUUUGACCUGUCCAAUAGGUCGCUCCAUGUGGUCAGUGCAGGCUCGGAGCCCAAUAGUAAGUAUCCAGAGGCUAUAUACCGGGAGGUAGUCAAGUCUCCCACGACGUCUCGUAUCUCUCUGGGGAAGAAGGUCAAGUCUGUAAAAGAGACCAUGAGGAAACGCAUGUCCAAGAAGUACAGCAGCUCACUGUCUGAACAGUCGAGCCCAGAUGGUGCUCCCAGCUCCCCUCAGUCCCACCAGCCAGACACAGAUUCUCUGGAGAAACCCAAACUGAAGGCUGGAGGAUCAGUGGAGAGCCUCCGGAGCUCCCUCAGCGGACAGAGCUCCAUGAGUGGUCAGACGGUCAGCACCACAGACUCAUCAGCCAGUAACAGAGAGAGUGUCAAGUCUGAGGAUGGAGAUGACGAGGAGCCUCCCUACAGAGGGCCCUUCUGUGGCAGGGCGCGAGUACACACUGACUUCACCCCUAGCCCCUACGAUUCAGAUUCCCUCAAACUAAAGAGAGGGGAUGUGAUUGACAUCAUCAGUAAGCCCCCCAUGGGGACGUGGAUGGGUCUGCUCAACAACAAGGUGGGCACCUUUAAGUUCAUCUACGUGGACGUGCUGAGUGAGGAGGAGGAGAAGCCCAAGAGACCCGUCAGAAGGAAGAGGAAGGGCAGACCUCCCAAACCCACCUCUGUAGAGGAGCUGCUCGAACGCAUCAACCUCAAGGAGCACAUGCCUACCUUCUUGUUUAACGGCUAUGAGGACCUGGACACCUUCAAGCUGUUGGAGGAGGAGGAUCUAGAUGAGCUCAACAUCAGAGACCCUCAACACAGAGCUGUGUUGCUCACCGCCGUGGAGCUACUGCAGGAGUAUGACAGCAGCAGUGAACCGGAGCGUAGCGGCCUGUCAGGCUCUCAGGAGAAGCUGCUGUCAGAGGGCCACGGCCUGGUGGGCGACUCGCCACGUGACUCUGGCUGCUACGAAAGCAAUGAGAACCUGGAGAAUGGCAAGAGCAGAAAGACAUCUCGCUCCAACCGCUCCUCUGUGGGCCUCCAGUCCCCAGACUACCCCACCCUGCCCAUGACCCAGUCCACUGAGGCCCUGCAGCAGAGCAAGAUGGAGCGCACAGUCAACUUCACCAAGCACUUCUUCCUCAAGCCCACCUUGAGGGGCUUGGGCAUGCUGGGGCUGAGGAAGGGCCCCCGCCGGACUCCCAUGCCAGCCAGUCUCAGCUGUGAGGACCUGGACGGGCCACUGGAGGCCACCAGCCCCCAGGCCUGGAAGAGAUCCCACUCCCUGGGGGACCUCCACUGGGAACAGGCCUUCGACCAGAAGAAGGACCACAGCCUGGAACCCAAGCCCGCUAAUGGGGGCUCCAAGUUGGGCACCAACAGCCCAGUGAAGGGCCUCCAGGCUCAUGGAGAUAGGGGUUCACCACUGGCUCAGAAUGGGAGGAUUGCUGUGAGCCCUAAAGGACGUUCUGACCUCCCCCCUGUGCCCUCCCAGCUGCCCCUCAGACCACCCUGUUCCAUUGCCUUGCUUCCCCAGCCCCAGAAAAGCCUGCCCAACCUGAUCUCCAGCCCUCCCGAAACCCAGCUGGGGGAGAGGAGCAUCUGGACUCACCCCAAAAAGCCCCCAGUGCCCCCUCCUGUUCCAAUCAAGAAGUCCAAGGAACGCCUAGCCAAUGGGAUGUGCCACCCCUCUCUUGUCCUCUCCUCCCCAACUCAUUCCUAUUCCUCCACCACCACCAACUCUCAUCCCCCCAGCCCUGUCAUCAGCAGCCCCAGUUCCAGGGCUCCAGUCCUCCCCAGUAAGGCCUCUAGUACCCAUAUCUCCCCCUCUCCAGCCAGCCCUACUCCAGCCUCCCCUGCCUCCACCACCACCCCCCUCUCCCCUCCUUGGCUGUCUGACCUGCCCGAGUCGGCUUGCCCUCAGGCUCAGAUCCAGGGGGGUAGUGGCAAGAUGACGGUGGCCAGGAAGGUGUCCCAUGUUAAGAUGGCCGUCGAUCUCCACAACGUGCUGGAGCAGAGACUGGAGGCCGAGGGCAUUGACCUCACAGAGGAACCCUACUCAGACAAGCAUGGUCGGUGUGGUAUCCCCCAGCCCCUGGUGCAGCGCUACAGUGAAGACCUGGAGCAGCCAGUGAAAGAUGUGGCCCCCGCCAUAGACCAGGUCCGCCUCAAGCAGCUCCGCAAGCAGCACCGCAUGGCUAUCCCUUUUGGAGGUUUAACAGAGAUGUGCAGGAAGCCUCUCUCCCCGGGUCAUGUGAGCACCGUCUCUGAUUGGUUGGUGUCCAUCGGCCUGCCCAUGUACGCCACGUACCUGGAUGCGGCAGGAUAUGACACGUUGGGGCACGUGUCAUCUCUCACGGAGAGCGGCGUGUGGGAGGCGGGGGUGCGGGACGAGAGACACGCCCGUAGACUGGUCAGCGAGGCCCGUUUGGUCGGCGCACACAGAGAUGCACAGUCGUAACUGUGACAGUGGAUCCAAUGCAGGUGAAACUAGGACAGUUGAACGGCUAUGUCAUGGCUGUGUGCUCAGUUGACACAGUUGAGACUGAAGCGCAGUUGCAAAUAAAUGCAGAACUGAAUAACUGUGCAAGUGACCACGGCACAGCUUUCAACACCUAUUGAGGCUUUUGACUGGACUGCGGAGUGCGGAUGGCUCGCUGUUGCAGCCCAGCCACACCUGAGAUUUAUGAGCAGAAAACCUCUUCUUAUUCCCCCAUGUCUUUAUCAAUCUAUUUCUCUCUUUCAGAUGUUUACGGUGAAAUUGUUCCAACUGUCGAGAACAGUUAUCAGAUGCCUUUAAAACUGACUGUAGACUAUCUCUCUCUCUCUCUCUCUCUCUCUCUCUCUCUCUCUCUCUCUCUCUCUCUCUCUCUCUCUCUUUCUUCUCUCUCUCUCUCUCGGACUGUUUCCAUUCUGAAACAUCCUCCCCAGUCUUAUAACUCAAGACUGAGAAGUACUGCCUUGAAGGAAAAAUAGCACAGUCUCUUUUUUUUUAGGUUUGACUUUUUAUAAAGGUAUAAAAUACUCUUUAUCUGUGUUUUUCCCUGUGUUUAAUAAAUGCUUAAUUUUCAUCUCUUGUGCGAGACAAAAGCACUGGAGAGUAAUAAGAAUAUGUAGCUUGGCCAAAGCAAUUUCUUUCAAAUCAAACCAAAUCAAACUAUAUUUGUCACAUGCGCCGAAUACAACAAGUGUAUACUUUACCGUGAAAUGCUUACUUACAGGUCCUUAACCAACAGUGCAGUUCAAGAAGAGUUAAGAAAAUAUUUACCAAGUAGACUAAAAUAAAAAGUAAUAAUAAAAAGUAACACAAUAACAAAAACGAGGCUAUGUACAGGGGGCACCGAUAUUUCAAUAUACAUUUUACCUUUGUUGUUAAUCCCAUUGCCAAAUGCUAUAGCAAGACUUUGGACAAUGGGUUUUCUUGCAGUUAAUCAACUAAAACAUUACACAAAACAUGAAAUAGGCAAACAAUGCUGUUGUAUUGGGAUUUCAAAUCCUAAUUUUCUAUCAUACUAUAGUGUUUUUGUAAUAUACUGUACCAUAUAUUCUAAUUUCAAGGUGUUUUUACAGUAUGUGUUCAAUAAAUAUUUGUUUGUCUGCUUUGUGGAAUGUCAAUGUCUGAAAUGUCUUCAGGCCAUCUCAGUUAAUGUAAGUAGACAGUCAGACAGAUAUCGAUAUAAUUAUAUUGCAGAUUUCAAAACAUAUCUUGGUUGCAUUUAAUCCUCCAAUAUGUAGGUCCUUACAGUAAGGCCCUCUACACAGUACUGCUCUAAUAAUCUUUCAUGUUAGAUCAGCUUUUCUUUGCAGACUCCAUAUAUCUAAACGAGCUCAUUUUAAGUUGCCUUACCAUUAUGUAAAGAAAACAGUUAGAUAAAUAUCUAUUCAUGUGCUCAGCAUUAUAAAUAGACAUUUCAACCCCCAUCUACAUUCCCUUUGACUAACGCUUGAUUUUAUCACAGCCUCACCAGGCCUAUAUGUUUUGAAUGUGCAAAGGUGAUGUAUAACGGUGAUUGUUAGUAGCAGACACACACACACACACACACACACACACACACACACACACACACACACACACACACACACACACACACACACACACACACACACACACACACACGAUUAGCUGCCUGAGGAUGUAUGGGAUCCAAGUACACACAUACACACAUUAGCAGCCACAUAGCUCAACUGGUGGUUUCCUUGUUAAGCACAGAUGUUAAUCCACAGGAAGUCUGAUUUAAACAUAGUGUCCCAUAUUCAACAGCCAGCCACAGCACCACUCAGUACUACAGUCUUAGAGAGAGACACAGUCAGGGAGGACAGAUAAGAAUGGGAGAUGGUCACCUCACCUCUGUAGGGACGUACUGAAUCCCCAUUCACUGAAACAGCAGACCAGACCUGUGAGUCCCUAGCAGUGCAUUCCUAGUCCAAGCUUGGUGUGAGUGGAUCCACCCACGUAAUGUCAUUCUACUUGUAUGAAGUACUUAAUAUUGCAAACAAUUAUCCCUAGCCCUCGGAUUUCAAAAUAAAAAUUUGACAGAGUGGUGUAACAUUGGGGAGGCUUUUGCAGUGGACACUCGAAAGAAGUUUGAUGCCUUUUCUCUUCAAUCAUAGUGGUGCUCCAGGUUAGUACUAGUAGGGGGAGUUUUUCAAGAAACAAAAAUACCUAACAUUGAAGAUUUAUUUUGUAAAGAAAAAAUAUUGUCACUGUAAAAUGCACUUUAGAAAGUAAAUUAGAAAAUUCAAGCAAAAUGUGCAAAAUUUUCUUUAAGUCCAUAAGCGGACAUUUGUUUUCAGGUAAGGUAAAGGGUUUGAAUGAGUUAUACUGGUUAUCUUAGUAUUGAGUUCCCAAUGCCAAGUCAAUGUACAAAUGUAAUUAAUAAUCAUUCAUGAAUUAACCUGUUCCAAUGACUUAACUUCCUAUUUGUUUUUGCAAUCGUACAAAAAAACGUCAUUACAUAAAUGAAAUGAUUAACAAGAGUUGCACAUUCUGUAUAUGGUAUUUGGUAUUUAAAUAACUUAUUUUGGGGCUUUUCAUAUCAACUGUAAUUAUUAGCUGUACUAUACACAUAGCAAUACCUUCCUGCAUAUUGCUUUAGCUAGUGAAAAGCUGCAGUGUGUAUUGUAAAGUAUAAGUGUACAAAUGAUUUUCUUUGGUUUCAACUAUCUAAUGAUUGUCUAUAAAGAUUUGCUUGUGUAUUGAAACAAAAAAUGAUGUCUAUAACUAUGUCAUUCUGAAAUAUAAUAAAAACCCUUUCUUGCCA
Molecule: messenger RNA, 7863 nt
Organism: Salmo salar (Atlantic salmon)
Lineage: Eukaryota; Metazoa; Chordata; Actinopteri; Salmoniformes; Salmonidae
Source: RefSeq, a predicted model, not a curated record